Messenger RNA from Paramuricea clavata, 528 nucleotides. Lineage: Eukaryota; Metazoa; Cnidaria; Anthozoa; Malacalcyonacea; Plexauridae. The record is from the annotation of a GenBank genome assembly.
AUGAGCAGGUGGACCAAAACUGUUUUGCCAAUUUCGAAAGGUUUGCUAAAACCAGCAGUUAUUGAAAAAACGAAACAGCAAAGAACGCGUCAAGAACAACAGAAGAAAUUUUACAACCGUGGAGCAAGAGAUUUACCAGCAUGGGCUGCAGGUGACCAAGUAUGGAUACAGCCAGUCAACGUUGGGGAUCGAGAAUGGAAGAAAGCAACCGUAUUAAGAGAAGCAGGUAUCAGGUCCUAUGAAGUCAAAACGGAGAAUGACCGAACUCUUAUUCGAAAUCGAAGAUGUUUGAAGAAAGCAAAAUCAAAACCUGCAAAUUGCGAUGACCAUCAACAGAUCCAAGAAUUACCUAAAACACCUGAAUUUGCCGAGCGGGGAUCAACAGGGUUUGAUGGAGAAACAGACCCUAUUCCAGAGCUUAUUCCGGAUCCCGAUCGAGGUGCCCAAAGCAGUACUGAGUCCGGUAUGCUGUCUGGUGGCAUGAGAGACAAUAUAAUUACUCGAACGUGGAAAGGUCGAAUUAGUUAA